UAAGUAUGUGACCUAUUUUAAUUGCUGACUUAACAAGACAAGGCAUUUUUAAUAAAACCUGCACAACUUAUUCAUUUUUAUUGUUCUAUACAAGUGAAUAACUUUUAAUUUUUAUUAUUUCAUAUAAUCAACUCAAUUAAUAAGAAAUGUAUCCAAUAUUUCUAGUAUUUGUUUUUUUUUUCUCAUCCAUAUUAGCAGAUAAUCAAAUUAAAAUAAAACCUUUAAAUAACACUUUAAAAAUCUUAACUAAUGAAUCUUCAAUUGGCUGCAUUUGUGGAAUUUUUUUAAGUGGAGAGUUUAAAAAAGAUAAUAAAAAAUCACUUGAAGAAAAUCCUGCUCUUAUUCAUGGUUUGCCUGGAGUAUUUCCAUGUACUUCAAUUGGAAAUAAAAUUUGUAUAAGUAAAUGUUUAGACACUAUUAUUAAAUAUCUUCCAAAUAGUUCUAAAAUUUUAUGUAGUUCAAUAGAACGUGAUUGUUAUAAGGAAAAGGCCUAUUUAUUUAUUAAAAACUGUAAGAGUGGAUGGAUUAAUACAAAUCUUUCUGCUGGAAGGGAAUAUUGCUGUAAGGAUGGUAAACCAUACAAAUGUCCAGUAUUUUAAAAUAAAUAUUUUUUAUUAUAUUUAUUAUAUUAUUAUAUUAUUAUAAAUUUUAUACUUCUUCAAUUUAAUAAAACUAUUCUUGAUUUUA
Messenger RNA from Apis cerana (Asiatic honeybee), 687 nucleotides. Its product is annotated as Follicle cell protein 3C. Lineage: Eukaryota; Metazoa; Arthropoda; Insecta; Hymenoptera; Apidae. The record is from RefSeq and is a predicted model, not a curated record.